AAAAAAAAAAGGUUUCCAAAAAAGGUUUUUCACACUUGCAUAAGGUUUUCUACCACUAGAAAACCUUUUGGUGUGUAAAAAAAGGUUUUUUGAAAGGGUUUUAUUUUUUCGUUCGUCGUAAAUCAUAUAAAAAACCCGAGUGCCGUUUAUUGAUAUCGAGGCAUAAUUAAAGAAGGAUAAAAAUAGAAAGGGUUUUAAAUAAAAUUACAAUUGCCUAGAAAUAUGAUAUUUUAAAUAAAAUAAAUAGUAUUUUUAUUUUAUUAUACUUAAAAUUGUAUUUUGUUAAAAUUUUUAAAGUAAAAUACGCAAAAUUGUAUACUUUUUAAGUUAACCGAUUUAUCUAUGAGAUUCCUAUAGGUCAAUUAAAAUAUUUUUACAAUUUUAAAGUAAAGCUAAUAAUUAAAAUUUAAAGUAAAACUAAUAAUUAAGUUAAAGAAUUAUGUCUGCAAAUAUUAAAAACUGGUCGCCUGCAGAAGUAGCCAAAUGGCUGUUAGAUAAUGGAUUUAAUGAAAAGACUGCAGCCGAAUUUGAAAAUUCCUGAUAAUAUACAAUAGCCAAAUAUGCCCCAAUUUUAUUGUGAAUGUGGCAACAAUUAUUUUUCAUUUGGAAAGUAAAUACUUUCCAUCUUUCCAUCAACGACAUCUUAUCUUGUUUCAUGAAAAUCAGCCUCUUUUUUACGUUAGAUGUGUUUCAAGUGCAUGCAAGCAAACUUUCAAAAGUGCUAAUAGUCUAAAAAAAUAUGUUCAACGAAAGCACAGUAAUUUAUUUAGAAGCUGGUCUAAUGAUAAUGAAAGUGAUCAGGGGAGUAGAAAUAAUAGAGAUGAUAACAUCAUAGAUUCAUCUGAAACAACCGAAGAAUCAAAUGAUCAAAAUAAUGUAAAGUUAGAUCAAGAUUUUAAAUGUAAAAAUAUUACUGAUAUGCUUAACACUUUGGAAAAACAUUUUGCAUUUCUUCUUUGCGACUCAGAGAAGUGCACAUACUUCCAGCUUCUGUUCAUGCAGAAAUUGCAAAAGAUAUACAAAACCUACUUUUGAUUACACUAAGUAGUUUUAAGGAUGUUAUAUGUCAAUAUUUAUUCAAAAAUAAUAUUUUACCACUAGACAAUGAUUGGGCACAUAUAACAGACACAGAAAGAUUGCUGCAAUUCAUGGGUGAGAUGUCUUCAAGUGAAAAUAGACUAAUUGGAUUAUUGAAAAGCAAAAAAAUGAUUGCAAUGCCAAGACAAAUAGAUUUUAGAAAAAAUAAUACAACUGCUGUUUUUCAAUACAUUCUGAUUCUAGAAGUUUUAUCAAAAUUAGUUUCCCAUGAAGAUGUUUACAAUUGUUUGGGUGACAGUUACAAUCAGUCUUUUUCUAAUAAUGAUUUUAUGAUGUCUUUUUGUGACAGUGAACUUUUUCAUAGUGACAAUUUUUUUUCUGAAAAUCCAAGUGCAUUGCAGAUUCAGUUAUAUGUAGAUGUUGAGCUUUGCAAUCCAAUAGGAGCUAAGCGAGGGAAGCAUAUAGUGACUGCAUUUUAUUUUUUGUUAGGCAAUAUUCCAUCUAAGUUUCGUUCAAAGCAAAAGUUUAUUCAUUUGGCUUUAUUGAUUGAACAUAAAUUUAUAAAAAUGGCCGAAUAUGACUACACUGAAGUUCUUCGUCCAUUAAUUUAUGAUUUAUAUGUACUGCAGAGAAAAGGAAUUGAGGUUUCCGUUAAUGGAUUACGUCAACGUUUAAAAGGCAAACUUACAGGUAUAUCAGCUGAUAUGCUUUCAGCUCAUGCUAUAGGAGGAUUUUAGCAGUAUUUCCAUACUGGAAGAAUUUGUCGUUUCUGUAUGGUGGACAAGUCAGAAGUUGGAAAUAACUUUAGUGACAGCACUCUUCGUCUCAGAACACUCUUCGUCUCAGAACACCAGAAAUUCAUGAAUACCACUUAGCUGCUAUAAUUGAUAAUGCAGCAAACAAGAAUGUGUAUGGUGUUAGCAAAAAGUGUGAUUUUUUAGAGUUAGAUAACUUUGAUGUACUUACAGCUUUCCCUCCAGAUAUAAUGCAUGAUUUAUUUGAAGGCAUUAUGCCAGUAACUUUGAAAUGUGUUAUCAAACAUUUGUUACGUUCUUGUAAUACAUUAUCAGUAAAUAAUAU
Molecule: messenger RNA, 2118 nt
Organism: Hydra vulgaris (swiftwater hydra)
Lineage: Eukaryota; Metazoa; Cnidaria; Hydrozoa; Anthoathecata; Hydridae
Source: RefSeq, a predicted model, not a curated record